AUGGAGGUCAAUAAGGGAUGGAACAUAAUCCAGAUUGAAGGAGAUGAAUGGGAGCGUUUCAUCGCCCGCAUGCAUCUCACUAGGGGUGAAUUGAUCAACUUCUCCUUUAGAAGACAAACUCCAAGGCUGGUUGUUAUCUAUAUCAACUCACAUGAUGAGGAUCCACUUGAUGAAGCACUAUAUGCACAAAGAAUGAUCAGGCUGAGUGAGGAUGAAAUGGACAAACUCUGGGAAAAACUUCCGCCACGUGAUACCUACAUCGGGAUGCCAUUCAUAACCCGCCUGACAGGGACGAUGGUUAACCGUCAUUUCAUUAAAUUACCUAAGAGGCUAUGUGUGAGUUUUGGCAUCGAGCAGGGUGAAGCAGGCAUUGGUGGACUACAUCUUACCAAAAGGGGCUCCAUCACAACCUGUGCUUACGCAGUGGACACAGGCGGUCGCACUAUCUUCAGUGCAGCUGGGUGGAGCAACUUCCUUGCUAGCAAGAAUCUCCGGGUUAGGAAAGCCGUCUUAUUCACUAUUAGGAACACCCCACACCAUGACUUGAGGAUGAUCAUCGUCAUCGACCUCCUUUAA
Molecule: messenger RNA, 576 nt
Organism: Hordeum vulgare subsp. vulgare (domesticated barley)
Lineage: Eukaryota; Viridiplantae; Streptophyta; Magnoliopsida; Poales; Poaceae
Exons: 2
Coding region: 1-576 (191 amino acids)
Source: RefSeq, a predicted model, not a curated record